GUUUACGUUAAGGCACAGCGUUUAGCACACAUCAGGUAAAACAAGUUGCAAAUGAGCUGUCAGAGCGAUUAUAUCUGUGGCGCUUGAUCGAGGCGAAAACAGCAACAUCGAGUUAAUAAAUCCAACUCUCAGGGGAUCUUUUAGGAUGUGGGGACCAUCACAAUUCUUCUUGAUAUUGUGUGUCUGGGCUUGUUUGGAUGCGCUGCCAGUCGCUGUGGAUAAGACCAAAGUGAGCCCUCCUGCAGAGGAACUGGAGCCACCUAAAAGUGUUGACACUGGAUUGCACUAUGAUCGAUAUCUCAGAGAGGUUAUUGAUUUCCUGGAAAAGGACCCACAUUUCAGAGAGAAACUUCAUAACACAGACAUGGAAGACAUCAAGCAAGGGAAACUGGCUAAAGAGUUGGACUUCGUCAGCCAUCACGUGCGAACUAAACUUGACGAGCUAAAGAGGCAAGAAGUAAACAGACUGCGCACCCUAAUCAAAGUCAAACAAGACAUGAAUGGAGAAAAAGGUAUGACAGUUGACCACCAGGCGCUCCUGAAACAGUUUGAACAUCUGAAUCACAUGAAUCCGCAUACAUUCGAAGUGGAAGAUUUGGAUCGCCUCAUUAAAUCGGCCACUAAUGACUUGGAAAACUUCGACAAGGAACGACAUGAAGACUUCAAGAGGUACGAGAUGGCGAAGGAACACGAUCGGAGGGAACAUCUUAAAACACUGGAUGAGGAAGCGCGCAAAAAAGAGGAGGAACACUAUGAAGAGAUGAAAAAGAAACAUGCAGACCACCCCAAAAUCAAUCACCCUGGCAGUCAGGACCAAUUGAAAGAGGUCUGGGAGGAAGCCGACGGUUUGGAUCCCAACGAUUUUGACCCAAAGACAUUCUUCAACCUACAUGACACUAAUGGAGAUGGCUACUUUGAUGAGCAAGAGCUCGAGGCACUGUUUACCAAAGAGCUAGAGAAAGUCUAUGAUCCCACACGUGAAGAGGAUGAUAUGAUGGAAAUGGAGGAGGAGAGACUUCGCAUGAGAGAACAUGUGAUGAAUGAGGUUGACACCAACAGAGACAGGCUUGUUUCACUAGAUGAAUUUAUUACUGCCACAAAUAGAAAAGAAUUUCUAGAGCCAGAUGGAUGGGAGACUCUGGAACAGAAUCCAAUCUACACUGAAGAAGAGUUGAGAGAGUUUGAGGAGCAUCUUGUUCGAGAGGAGCAAGACCUGAACCUGAGGACAGAUGACCUGAUGAAACAGCGGGAGGAGCUGGAGAGACAACAGGAACAACUCAAUGCCCAGAAAAUGGAGCUACAGAAGGCGGUCCAGCACAUGGAACGGUUGAAAACACAGAAAACUGAGCUUCCAGUGCAGGCCAAAGUACCUUCUGCUGUGGAAAUCUUACCUGGGGACAGUCAGCCUAUGUCACAAGGUCACCAGCAAGACCUCCCCGCACAUUCUUAGCAGCUAAAGCUCUUCUGAGGGUCUGUUGUAUGUGUCAAAUAUUUCUAUCCUCACAUUCGAAAGGACCAUUUACUGUCUCUUAACAAAGACCUUGGCUUUCCUUGAAAUAAUUAGACAAAUCACUGUGGUGGUAGUAUUAUCAAACAUAAAACAAUAUUGAUUUAUGAUAUCCUAAAACCGGCUGCUGAAGUAUGUAAUUAGUUAACAGAUUUCUCUGUGGACAAUCACACUUUUCUUGACAGAUAGCAAGGAAAGGGACUGUACUUGAAACUUGUGUUUAGAGCAUUUAACUGUACUUUUAUUGUUUUGUGUCUGAUUUGCACAGUCUUUGCACACACAUGGCCAAACCUCAUAGCAUAUGUCUCUAUUCACAUUUAGGCAUUUAAUAUUAUACCUGGGCAAAAAACUGUUUGUGUGUAUCAUGUUAAAUGCCCUAUAAUUCAGCAUUCUUUUUUUUUUCCCUACAUAUUUUUAAAGAAAUAGAAAAGGCUAUAAAUAAAAUAGAAUUAAGCAUUCUUAUUGGUCGGCACUCCCAACAAACUGUGUAAAAUAAAGGUGUAGUGUAGUAAAUAAUACAUAGAUCAAUAGCAACAAUAUCAUCACUGUUUGAAAGUAAAUAGUGGUUUUUUUUUUGUUUUUAUUUUUUGACACUUUCAAGCUCCAAAUUACAAAACAAUGUUAUUCUGGCCUAUAUUUAAAUUAGGCAUCAGUGUAUUGUUUAUUUAUUUAUUUUGCUUUAGUCAAUACUAGAUUGAAUCCCAGUUUUGAUUAAUUACUGCCGCAACACCAGUUAAUUAUUUCAAGCUGUUUUUUUAUUUUAAUUCAUUAUGGUUUAAUGAUUUACAACCAGUGUUCUACUGUAAACAAUGUAUACAUUUAUAAAAUAUAGACAUCCAGUAUGGAUUGGUUGUUUGAUUGAUAGCUAAAUGUAAAUGACUUUACAUUUCUCUACAAUGUAUUAAAUUAUGUCACUUUCACCA
Molecule: messenger RNA, 2430 nt
Organism: Puntigrus tetrazona (Sumatra barb)
Lineage: Eukaryota; Metazoa; Chordata; Actinopteri; Cypriniformes; Cyprinidae
Gene: nucb2b
Product: nucleobindin 2b
Exons: 13
Coding region: 146-1450 (434 amino acids)
Cellular component (GO): extracellular exosome; endoplasmic reticulum-Golgi intermediate compartment
Molecular function (GO): calcium ion binding
Source: RefSeq, a predicted model, not a curated record